This is a messenger RNA of Nylanderia fulva, 3541 nucleotides long. Its product is annotated as F-box/WD repeat-containing protein 5-like. Gene Ontology annotation, cellular component: Cul4-RING E3 ubiquitin ligase complex; SCF ubiquitin ligase complex. Gene Ontology annotation, molecular function: protein binding. NCBI's taxonomy places the organism in Eukaryota, Metazoa, Arthropoda, Insecta, Hymenoptera, Formicidae. The record is from RefSeq and is a predicted model, not a curated record. Gene Ontology annotation, biological process: protein ubiquitination.
UCUAUUUCCAGAUGAGAUUUUUUUAUUCAGUGUGUGAUAAAUCGUGUUCUUGAAGAGUUUAAAGAAGGUAUUUCUGGAUCAAAUAAAUAAUGUCUGUAUGGCCUGGAUAUUAUAAAUUGCAUCUGACAGAGUUUGACACGGAUGUCAGAUACAGUUACGAAUAAAUAAACCGCCGCGUUUGGACGAUGGACGGCAUCGAGAACGACGACGUCGCGCGGGAUCGUCAAUCAGCUGACGAGGAUGUCAGCGAGUCGGAUAACAAUAGCGAGUGCUUGUCACAGCAAAGCGAGGGCGACGUCAAUUGGUAUUACAUGCCAGACUCGAUUCUCCUGAGCAUCUUCCAGUACCUGAGCCCGAAGGAGUUGACGAUCGCGGGUGAAGUGUGCAGUUCCUGGCAUAGGGUGUCGCGCGACGAGUUCCUAUGGAAAUAUUUAUUUUAUCGUACGUACAAGAUAGAUCCGGACGUCGGCAUCGUGCCAGGUAAAACUUCUUGGUUGGGAGAAUUUAAACGUUUGGCAUAUCACACUCCACUGAUAGAAACUGAAAUUCUCAAGGAACAUUCACAUCAAGUUUUACAUGUGAGCUUCUCCCAUAAUGGCAAAAUGUUUGCAACUUGUUCAAAAGAUGGAUAUAUUCUUGUAUGGCAAAGUCAAUAUCCUGUUACUAUAAAAUAUUUACACGAUAUGAAAACAUUUAGUUGGAAAUAUACACAAUUUUCACAGUUUAAUUGUACAGAUACCUUACUUCUUGUUUCUGGUGUACAUUUUGGUACACCCCAUAGUACUUCGGGAGAAAUAGCAGUCUUUAAAGUAGCACCUGGCUUUGACCUUCAAUGUAGAGUAGUGAAUAAGCCGUAUGACAUAUUUGGUACAUGGUACAGUGAGCGUUACCUUUUAAGCGGAAAUCUGCAUUGGUUGGCACAUUUGGUCAGUACUAGUAUAGUUUGGCUGAAUAAGGCAAACCAGGAAUCAGCUAGUGAACAUGUCCCCAUCAUGACUCAACUUUUUAGAUUCUACAAUGGAAAUGCUUCCUCAAUUAGAGCAAUUAUGGUUGCAAAUUGUUUAGCGCCUGCACCAGCUGAAACUACAGAACAACAAAGCCAACCGUCCUCCUCAAAUACAAAGGAGGAAAAAGGAAAUCCGCCAAGUCACAAGGAUUUGUUGUCACCUUCAAACGAACCUAGUAGCUCGCAACAGCAGGAAGAACCAGAAGUGCUACACCAUGCAUCAUCGAGAUUACAAUAUAGUAAAUUAGAAGGUGGUUUUUCGAAUUGGAGAAAACUUGGUGACGGUUUCGAAUAUGCUAGUCCUAUACAAUACAACCAGGAAUAUAGGCAAGUUGAGAUGCAGCGGAAGGCGCAUGAAAGCGACAGCGAAAGUGAGAAUCCAUUGUGGGAAGAAGAGAGCGAGUCUGGAGAAUCUUCAAUAACCGAAGAAUGUGAUACUGAUGAGUUAGCCAAUAAUCCAGAAAAGUUUCUUAUAUUUACAACUGGCUCCAAAACAUAUACUCCGCAUAAAGUUGGUUUUAAAAGAAUUAAAUUAGUUAGUUUCCCGAGAAGAUUGGACCCGGGACCAUCGCUACGCGAGAGAAUAGCUCAGCGGGAAAGGGAGCGAGAGAGACAAAAUACUCCGUCAGUAGAAGAUUGGUUAAAUUAUGCAUCUGUAGCAGACAAAUUCGAUAAGAUAGAUCAUUUGAUUGAUCUUCACGGUCACAUCAUUGGAAUGGGACUUUCUCCUGAUCAUAGAUAUCUUUAUGUAAAUACAAGGCCAUGGCCAAAGGGUUAUGUUAUUACUAAUCCUUUACAACCACCACCGAUAGCACAAGAAAUUGAUAUACACGUGAUUGACUUGGUAACAUUAAAACAAGUUGGUACAAUGUUAAGAGCACACAAGGCGUAUACACCUAAUAACGAAUGUUUCUUUAUAUUUUUGGACGUGUGUAACGAAUAUGUAGCAAGCGGUGCAGAAGACAAACAUGGUUACUUGUGGGAUAGACAUUAUGGAAUUUGUUUAGCAAAAUUUCCUCAUACCGAUGUAGUUAAUUCCGUAGCUUUUAAUCCACGUGAUCCUGAAAUGUUAGUUACAACCAGUGAUGAUUAUACAGUUAAAAUAUGGCGAAGUCGGGCUAUGGUAAAGGCUUUAGGUUUAGAUGAAAAUUCUUAUCGUAGAGGGAUGGAAGUGCGAAAAAGACGUAGGUUUCAGAGAAGCAGUAAUAAUAUCGACUGACUAAAAACUAUUAAAUUUCCAAUUUAAAACAUUUAUUUUUACAAGAUUUCUAGAGAUAUAUUCUGCACUUAAGUUAAAUUGUAUACAAAAUCGUCCAAAAUACUACUAUCAUGUAAAAGCACAAAUAAUCAAUCUAUUUUUUGAUUGCCUGGGAUUUAUGCACACAAACGCACGUGCAGACUUUUAUUUCUUAUAAUGUAAUACAAUCUGGAAUCUCACCAGAUGAGUACUAUUUGAAAGAGUUACUAAAAAUGUUGUUAAAAGAAUGAAUAUCGCAAAGAAUUAUUAUCUAUUGUUAAAAUUAGAAAAUAUCUAAUUAAAAAAAAUUAAAAUUACAUUAUUUAAAUAUUAAAGAAUAUCAUCAAACUAUUUUUAAAUUGUCAGGUUAAAGUUUAUUGAUAUAGCUUCUGCAAAUGGAACUCUAAGCCUUAUAGAAUUUAUCUUCUGAUAAAAUUGUAAAAUUGGAACCUUCACUGUGUGUGUGCAAUGAUUAUUAAGUUUUUCAUGAUUAUAAUUCUGUUCACACAUGUAUGUGAUCUGUAAUACUAAAUUUUUUAAUUUAUUCUAUAUAUUUUUAGCUAUAAUUUGAAAUAUUUAUUUCGUCUACUUAUACUUGUACUAAACAAAGGAAAUAAUGAAUGGAUAUAAAUGUGCACUAUUUUAUAUCAUUUUUUCAUACAUUUCAUUUUUUGAUCUUGUAUGGUGUAUAAUUAUAAUAUAAAAUUAUAAAUGUAAUAUAAUAAAUCUUCCACAAAAACGAACAAAUUUGGAGAUAUUUCCAAUGUUCUUGUUACAAGUUCAAAUUUGAUUUAGUAAUUAUGAAAUAUAUAAAAAAUUAAUAUAAUUAAAAAAUCUAUUAUAAUUAAAUGUGGAAUGUUAAUAAAAGUCACAGAUUAACAAGUAAUAUAUAUUUUCUUUUAACAUAAAAUCUAAAACUAUUAGCAAAUAGUACAUAUGAAAAAAGUGAUUCGGAUGUAAACAUUUAAGGAAUGAUUGUUAUUUUUCAGAGAAUAUUCAAUAAUUUACUAUUCUUAUGAUAUCACAUACGAUCUACAUAGACCAACAAUUUUGAACAUUGCUUCCAUGCGAUAUCGUUAAAGCAUUAUAAUAAAAAUGCCACAUGUAUUAGUGCAGAAUCAUAUUUAUAGUUUGUACACCUAAAAGGAUAUAUUGUAACGAUUCACAAAAUCAUUGUAUUGUUUAAUUUGAUUUACUGCUUGUUAUAUAUUAUAAGUUAUAUAAUCACUUACCUACAAUCCGCCAUUUCUUUUGUAUGAUACUGACUUGAGAAACAACAUAAAGGAAUUUAUUUUCCA